AUGUUAUGGAUAUGGUUUUAUAAGCCAUUAUUUCUAUACUUCAACGUCGGAGUUUCUCGUGCAUUGUCUAAUUACUUUUUGAGUGUGAAUAUGAAGCGUCUAUUGAAAUUCAUCUUUGUGCUCACAAUCAUCUGCUUCCUCCUGACUUCCGUAGUUGCUCCACCGAGUGGAGGAGGAGGAAGCAGCGGCGGUGGAGGUGGAGCAAAGGGCGGUGGUGGGAGUGUUGGAGCAAAAGGAGGUGGCACCGGAGUGAGCAAGAGAGGUGGCAGUGGCGGAACUAGAGGCGGUGGUAGAGGUGGAGGACGUGGAGAUGAUGGGGAUGAUGGAAACGGAGGUGGAGGUGGCUCAACCGGCAACGGUGGUCAAACGGGUGGUGGAACUAAUAUUGUGCGUCCAUUACCCAAUGGUCGUCCCAUAAACAGCAGCCCAUCUACACCAAUUGGAUGGUCCCAUUUAUUCAUUUCAUCCUUGGCGUAUGUUACAUUUCUUCGGUUACGUGCUUAA
Molecule: messenger RNA, 504 nt
Organism: Olea europaea var. sylvestris
Lineage: Eukaryota; Viridiplantae; Streptophyta; Magnoliopsida; Lamiales; Oleaceae
Product: ctenidin-1-like
Exons: 1
Coding region: 1-504 (167 amino acids)
Source: RefSeq, a predicted model, not a curated record